GGGGCAGCCCGGCGGCCGGGCACCGUGCGCGGCGGGGCCACGCUUCCAGCACGCUGCUCGCACGGACACCGCCCCGCCGCGCCGGACGGGCGGCGGUGCUGCUUUACUCCUCCCAUCAUCUCGCAGCGAGGUUGCCGGCCACGGACUCCUCCGAACUGGGCGAAGCGGAGGUGCCGCUCCCGCCGGGCACCCUGAGGAAAGGUGCUGCUACGGACAGCAGUGAGAGUGAUGCGGAGUGGGAAGAGUCCCAGACGUGAAGCUGGCUGUUCUGGGGACAAGGGGACAACCUGUUAGAAGCAGGCGUGGUUCUGAUUUCCUCAGAAGAAGCACAAAAGGAGAUGCUCUGUUCUUUGAAAAUAACUGGAGGCACUGGCAAGAAGCAGCAACACCGCAUCGAACAAGGGAACCGCUUCCAGGUUAUCCAAACAUGCUGUUGAACUGAAUUUUGCAGCUGCGUUUUCCAAUGUACCAUGGGAUGCAUCAAAUCCAAGGCUGCCUUCCAAGGUUCCAACGCCGUGCAGGAUGAGAGGGUGGGGGCAGGAGGCACGGGGUGCUCCGGGGAGAAGUCGUCGCUGCUGGCGGUGAAGGCGGAGGAGAGGGGCCCCUCGAGCACCCUCGUGCUGGACUACGCGCAGCGGCUGUCGCGGGACAUCCUGGAGCAGGCGGUCCGGCAGUGGGCGGUGACCGAGAGCAAGUACAGCGACAUCCCCUUCAUCGAGAGCGACGUGCCCUGAGCCCUGCCCAGCCUGGCCCGGCCCUGUGCGCGCUGCCAGGGCACAGGAAGCGCCCCCAGCUCUCUCUGAGCAUCACUGCGGGGAGAGCCUCAGAAAAUUUGCCUUUAAACGUAGAUUGCUAACAAACUACUUGGAUCGCAGUAGAGCCUGCUCAUAAAGUUAUUUGUUGUCAGCCAUGUGUUGAGUAUACAUAGAGUAUCAUGCUCUGUCUUUGUAUGUGUUGGAUGUGACCAGAAAUUAGCAUUAAAAAGACGAUGGGAAGACUGUGGCUGCCCUGCACCUCUACAAGCACUGCCACAGAGGACAAAACGUGGAUUAUUUCUAUGUUCUGCAUAAAAGAUCACUGGUCUGUCUGUAGGUGAGAUGAACUCUGUGCUUGGUGAAUUUGUCCGUGUUUUGCUGAAGUGAAAUCGAGGUCUGCAUGUAGCAAAGGUUACUGCUAUCAUAAAUUUUACUUUUGAUUCUGUGACCUAACUAAAUCUGUAAAACCACAAAAUAAUGAAGGUGAUGAGAGACUCUUCGUAAAGCCCAGUAGUAUUCAGAACCAUUUGGAUGAUGAUGUUAUUCACCUUCCAUUGAAGUGAGCCAGUGAGAAACAUGCCAGUGUUGAUAAGCAGUGCAUUAUCAUUAACAGAUGCUUCUGUAAAUGCAUGAAAGCUUGUCUCUAAAACCCUGCAGUAAGAUAGGUUAAUGACAUCUGGUGUGUUCAGACCAAAGCUGUUUGGUUUUUUUUGGUUUUGUUUGGGGUUGUUUUGUGUUAGGGUGCUGGUUUGGGAGGAUUUGGUUUUGUUGUUUUACUGUAACCCAGAGAGAUGUGCAAAAACUACUGAUGGUAACUAGUGAAAGCAACCUUCAAAGAUGUGGCAGUGCUUCAGGACAAUUUGUUUCAUGGGAGCUGUGGUAGCAUUACACUGAAAUUCCUCUCUGAAGUACCACCCUUGGGACAGGACGUCUUCCUUCAGCUUCUGUAGGCUGCUGCUUCCCCACUGGAAAACCUGUUCAUGGCAAUGCCAGCAGGAUCCAUAGGAGCCCUGGCCCUGGCAGUGCUCUGAAUGCAGAGUUAGGGACUGAGCCUUGGGCCCAAAGCUCAAGGGCUGCAUUUGUCCCCCAGUGCAUCGACACACUGCUCCCUGCUUGCCCAGGACUGGCAGCCUGACCCACUGCACUCAAGGCUGGCGUUUGACAGAUCAGAACAGGGAUGCAUUAUUCCUAUUCAUCCCAAAGGUACAAUGUUACUGAUGUUUUAUACAAAGUGAAGGCCUUCUAACAGCUCGGCUUUUACCACCUAUUUGUUCUUUUUUCUGUGAAGCCCAGUUUAAAAGACAUAGUUCCUUUUACUAGAUCAAAAUGCUUUCUAUUUUGUUUUCAUUUUAUAGAGAAUUGCUUUCCAUACUGGCUAAAGCUGUUACUAUUUUUAAAUGGAACACAUAGUUCUAGUAAAUGAUCCAAAGCAUGAUUUUUCAAGCAAUGGGCAGCAAGCAGAAAGAGGACCAUGUCAAAUGCUGAUUUUAGCUUAUUCUCUGGCAUAAGAUAGUCUAUGAAUUGAGCUGUUUUGCAAAUGUUGUGACACAAACUUAGGUAUUUGAAAUUCACCAUACCGGGCAGUGGUUUUAUCAGGAAUAAAGGGUGAAAAAUGUUUCUCUGUGACAACAGCACAAGGCUGGCAUUAAAUCCCAGUGACCAGACUGGAUUCCCAGUGACCCGUAUUAACUGUUUUUAGGCUUUUACUGGAAAAGGGAACGAAAUCAGCUCAUAAGCUGUAAUGUCGUCCUCUUUGAAGUUACGUAGUUGUCUUCAAAGCCAUUUGCAAAAUGGAACUAAAGUUUUAUGGUUUACUUAAAUACUCCUGCUAAGUGAUGUUCCUUCAACUUCUACAGCAUAUGAAACAUUAGAUCAUACUCUGUUUGCUCUAAAAUACCUCCAUAUAUUAGUGUGAGUUAGAAAGCAACGCCAAAACACUGAUCAAGUCAGUUCGUAUCAACUGGAUAUUGCUUAACCACAGUAUUAAAAAAGAUUCCUAUUAUUCUAGCUAAAAUAAAGCUUUAUUACAAGAAAAAAGAAAAAAAGGGCCAACCUUUCUAACAUCAGUGUGGGCUCAUGUUAACACUGCUAAUUACAGUAAUUAAUAAUAAAGAAGCCAAAGCUCCAGAGCCAUUGUUGGCCAGGCAGGUGAGAAGCAGAAAACUGCACUCACUGUCAGAGCACCUUGAGGUGGAUCUGCCCUGGCCCUUGUACAAGGCAAGCACGGGUGUUGCAGUGCUUCCUGUUGCCAUGUCUCAAAUCCUUCCUCUGGAUGUAGCCUUAGCAUCUGAUACUCUUCAGGAAUAUCAGAUGCACUUUUGAAAGCAGCUCCCGUUGGCUGGCUGCCACCGCACGGUCCAACACAGGCAGAGUUAUAAAACAGCCCAGGGCUCCACCACAGCAUCCCUUGUGAUCAGCACUGGGCAUUUCCCCAGAGGAGCUCAGCCAGGCACACUGAACAUGCCCCCAGGACUGCUCUCCUGUGCAGGCCCUGCCUGCCCUGAGAGCUGCCCAUGGGGGGACUCUGCACCAGCUUGGUGGCCCAACCAGUCCCUCACCUGCAGCCACCAACCUCGGCCCUCACUGGUGCCUGAAGAUUACAGCAGCUUCAGAAUGGCCCCAAGUGCAAUUCCAGCUGCUUUACCAUGCUUUCCAUGGCAUUGGCACUUCAGGGAAGGCACACAGCAAAUGGAAAGCAAACAAGCUUGCAAACAACAGGGAGACAGCAUCUCA
This is a messenger RNA of Ficedula albicollis (Collared flycatcher), 3488 nucleotides long. RefSeq names its product chromosome 7 open reading frame, human C2orf88 (gene AKAP19). The coding region runs from base 471 to 734 and encodes 87 amino acids. The transcript has 4 exons. The record is from RefSeq and is a predicted model, not a curated record. NCBI's taxonomy places the organism in Eukaryota, Metazoa, Chordata, Aves, Passeriformes, Muscicapidae. Gene Ontology annotation, molecular function: protein kinase A regulatory subunit binding.